Budorcas taxicolor (takin) is the source of this 1218-nucleotide messenger RNA. RefSeq names its product dematin actin binding protein (gene DMTN). The transcript is spliced from 15 exons. Lineage: Eukaryota; Metazoa; Chordata; Mammalia; Artiodactyla; Bovidae. Gene Ontology annotation, biological process: cytoskeleton organization; lamellipodium assembly; actin filament bundle assembly. The record is from RefSeq and is a predicted model, not a curated record. Gene Ontology annotation, molecular function: actin filament binding. Gene Ontology annotation, cellular component: actin cytoskeleton; plasma membrane. Bases 1 to 1218 code for a protein of 405 amino acids.
AUGGAACGACUGCAGAAGCAACCACUUACCUCCCCUGGGAGCGUCAGCUCCUCCCGAGACUCCAGUGUUCCCGGCUCUCCCUCCAGCAUCGUGGCCAAGAUGGACAAUCAAGUGCUGGGCUAUAAGGACUUGGCUGCCAUCCCCAAGGACAAGGCCAUCCUGGACAUCGAGAGGCCUGACCUCAUGAUCUAUGAGCCCCAUUUUACCUAUUCUCUGCUGGAACAUGUGGAGCUGCCCAGAAGCCGGGAGCGCUCGCUGUCACCCAAAUCCACAUCCCCCCCACCAUCCCCAGAGGUGUGGGCAGAGAGCCGGUCUCCUGGAACCAUCUCUCAGGCUCCAGCCCCCAGAACUGCUGGGACCCCCCGGACCAGCCUGCCCCAUUUCCACCAUCCUGAGACCACUCGCCCAGAUUACAAUAUCUACAAGAAGCCCCCCAUCUACAAGCAGAGAGAGUCCACUGGAGGCAGCCCUCAGAGCAAGCACCCCAUUGAGGACCUCAUCAUCGAGUCCUCCAAGUUCCCCGCAGCCCAGCCUCCCGACCCCAACCAGCCAGCCAAGAUCGAAACGGACUACUGGCCGUGCCCCCCAUCACUGGCUGUUGUGGAGACAGAAUGGAGGAAGCGGAAGGCGUCGAGGAGAGGGGCCGAGGAGGAGGAGGAGGAGGAAGAUGACGACUCCGGGGAGGAGAUGAAGGCUCUCAGGGAGCGGCAGAGAGAGGAACUCAGUAAGGUUACUUCCAACUUAGGAAAGAUGAUCUUGAAAGAAGAGAUGGAAAAGUCAUUGCCUAUUCGGAGGAAAACCCGCUCUCUGCCUGACCGGACACCCUUCCAUACUUCCUUGCACGCAGGAACGUCUAAAUCUUCUUCCCUCCCCGCCUAUGGCAGGACCACCCUGAGCCGGCUCCAGUCUACAGACUUCAGCCCAUCUGGGAGUGAGGCUGAAAGCCCAGGCCUGCAGAAUGGAGAGGGCCAGAGGGGGAGGAUGGACCGGGGGAACUCCCUGCCCUGUGUGCUGGAGCAGAAGAUCUAUCCUUAUGAAAUGCUGGUGGUGACCAAUAGGGGGCGAACCAAGUUGCCUCCAGGUGUGGAUCGGAUGAGGCUGGAGAGGCACCUGUCAGCAGAAGACUUCUCUAGGGUCUUCUCCAUGUCUCCUGAAGAGUUUGGCAAGCUGGCUCUGUGGAAGCGGAACGAGCUCAAGAAAAAGGCCUCUCUCUUCUGA